UGGCGUCUGACGGUCACGGCCACGGACGGGCAGUACACGGCCUCCACUGACGUACUCGUCAACCUCAAAGACGUCAACGACAACGCACCCGUCUUCCCGCAUGACGUCAUCGACGCACACGUCUUGGAAAACUCGAUGUCAGGAACGACCGUGGCGGUAGUGACUGCGCACGACGCAGACGACCCGCAUGAAGGCGACAACGCCCGCCUGUCGUAUUCGCUGCUGAAGAACGUCAUUGAUGAACGCUCCCGCCUGCCUAUGUUCACAGUUGACAGGCAGACGGGGGCUCUGCGUACGGCCGUCUGCUGUCUAGACAGGGAGCACACGUCAUCUUACGGGCUUGUGCUUGCUGCUACUGACGGAGGAGGUCUUCAAGGUACUUGCACCGUUACCGUAAACAUCGACGACGUCAACGACGUUCCUCCUUCCUUCGUGCGAUCGCACGUCGAUGUCUUGGUCCCCGAACAUCGUCAACCAUCUUUCCAGCGUUCUUCGUCCCAUGGAGCAUCGUCAUCCAUUGGUGUAUCGUCUUCACAAGACGUUUCUUCGACCGACGGAGUUCCUUCGUCUAUCGAAGUCACGUUGCCCAAGGAAGCACUAUCAUCCAGCGCAGUGUUGUCUUCCAACAGAGAAUUUCCCUCCCGCGGCCUUCCAUCGUCCAAAUCUCGCAGCAACGCCUCUGAAAAUUUCAUCUCGACUCUCGUGGUGACGGAUCCUGAUACAAGCAACGUGUUCGCAUACCGGGUGGUACCAGGGAGCGGUCACGGCUGGCAGCUGGUGGAAGUGGCAGCAAGCACAGCUGGUGCUGACCUGUUCUCUAGAGUGCCGCUGGAUUUUGAGAACCCACAGCACAGAGCGGGACUCAACUUUAGAGUGCAGGUCACCGAUCAGGGCGACAUGCCGUGGAGCUCGCACCCCCGCGUGUCGGAAUGCUCUGUCACGGUCACCGUCCAGGACCUGAACGACAACCGUCCAGCGUUCAGCACCGCGUCAGUUGAGCAGAGCGUGGCGCUGCCUGAGGACCUGCCGUUGCUCUCCUUCGUCGCCUCCUUCAGCGCGUCUGACCUCGACACCGGGGCGAGCGGGCUGGUGACGUACGGCAUAUCCGCGGAGAGCGACCCAGGGGGCGUGUUUAGGGUGAGCGACGGAGGGAGCGUCACCCUGAACAGGGGACUGGACAGGGAGAGCCGCCCCCUACACCUGCUCAGUGUGCUUGCCUGGGACAGCGGCAGCCCUCCACUCACGGCCACCGCCACCCUCACGGUAACGACGAUUCGCUGGUCACGGUAA
Molecule: messenger RNA, 1290 nt
Organism: Hyalella azteca
Lineage: Eukaryota; Metazoa; Arthropoda; Malacostraca; Amphipoda; Hyalellidae
Product: putative neural-cadherin 2
Exons: 6
Coding region: 136-1290 (384 amino acids)
Biological process (GO): homophilic cell-cell adhesion
Cellular component (GO): catenin complex; plasma membrane
Molecular function (GO): cadherin binding; calcium ion binding
Source: RefSeq, a predicted model, not a curated record